Messenger RNA from Onthophagus taurus, 1546 nucleotides. The record is from RefSeq and is a predicted model, not a curated record. NCBI's taxonomy places the organism in Eukaryota, Metazoa, Arthropoda, Insecta, Coleoptera, Scarabaeidae.
GGCGGUAAUAAAUAUAUUAUUAGAUAAGACUUUUCCGCGAAAUAAGUGACAUUAGUCCGUAAAAAUCUCACCGGUAAUAAGAUUACGUUACCAAAGCAUGAAAUCAGAUAAAAACUAAGAAAAAAAAACUUUGCGGUUGCAACAAAAAAAACAAGCGCACUUAUCUAUUACGAAAUUGACGCAUAAGUAAAGAAAAAACUAUUCAUUACUUUAAUUUUGAGUUAGUUUUACAUAUUAUAUUUGAGAUACACGCUAAACUGUAAUUUACUUGAUCAUUACAAAAUUAGAUACGCUCCAAUUCGUUACGAAUUGGAAUUCCGAAUACCAACGAAUAAAUAACUAAGUUACGCACAUGUGCUUUGUAUAUGUAAUUAAUACUAAAAUCUAAAACACGGAUCUUAAAUUACACGAGAGCACGUGUAAAACUCAUCACAUCGCUAAUUAAAUAAUCGCUUUUUUAAUUCAUUAUUACAGUAAUAAUUUAAUAAAAUGCUCGUUUAAUGCGCGUGCAAUAACAACGGUGAAAGUGCGCCAAUGUAACACCUAAACCAUCGACAAAACAGUCACACCUGAUUAACUAUGACAAAAAACGUGAAUUGAACCAAAGUAUAAAUUGGUCGUUGCUCGCACACAGCUGUCAGUUGUCUUUGGGAAUUACUCAGAAUCAGAAUGUUGACACGGUACAGUUUGGUAGCCAUUGCCGUGGCCCUUCUCGUCAUUUACGUUGAAUCGAAGAGUGUCUCUUACGAUUUGGAAACAGCCGCUUCCGGUCACCACGAAGAAUGGAAAAAGGGCGGCGGUAGUGAUCAACAUUCGGAUCACCAUAGCAGCAAAGGUGAUAAAGGUGAGAAAGGUUAUAAAGGAUUCCAUGAUUACGAGAAAGGCGAAAAAGGACAUCACGACAAAGAAGGCCAUAGUGGUUCGUAUGGUGAAGAUGGCGGACACAAAAAAAAUCAUCACCACGAUGAUGGUUAUCAUGCUCACCAUGAAAAAGGAGAGAAAGGCGAAAAAGGAAGCGAAUUCGGGGAAAAAGGCCAUUACAAGAAGGGUCACAGCACCCACGGCGGACACGACGUUCACAAAAAAGAAGAAUACAAAAAAGACAAACACUUCUUCGAUGAAGACCAUGACGAAGGAGAACACGAAAAAUACGGAGGAUUCCACCACGAAGACGGAUACAAAAAGGGAGGUCACGAAAAAGGAGGACACCACAAGAGCGGACAUCAUGAAGAUCACUACGGCAAGAAAGGUCACCAUGAAAAGGGAGGACAUUUCCAUGAUGAAGGUGGCCACAAGAAGGGUGAUGAUCACGAGGAACAUUAUGAGCAUGGUUCCAAAUAUGGAAAGAAGGGAGGUGAUGAGGGUCAUAAGAAAUGGGGAAGCCACCACGAAGAAAAGCAGGGAGGACAUUAGAUUGACCAACAUUUUCUCACAAAUUUGUGUUCUGUUGUUGUUGUUAGAUGUUUUUAAGUUAUUAUAAGGUUAAUCCAAAAUGAAAUUGUUGAGAAAAAUCUUAUUCUUUUGUAUGUAUACCUUGUAAAGUCUC